GACCUCAUUUUACCUAAUAUUUCCAUCUUAUAAAUUGUGUGUUGUGUAAUCAAAGAGAAUUAUGUUUAGUUAAGCUGGGCUUUCUGUACUAUUUUGUUUAUUUUUUUCUCUAAAGGCGAAUCUACGUGUUAAUAUAACCGGAAGUAGACGUGUAACUGGAGAAUUGGUCCUACAGCUCGACCAGGAACAAUUGCAAACCGGAGUUUUCUCAAAGAGAGCUGUCAUGUUGAGACAGCAUGUUUAUUAGAUUCUCAAACAGUAGUUAUGGGACUCAGAGUAGAAAUAGUUACACGGCGUUCAUUGCAUUAUUAGAUUAAAAAAUGAUAUGAUUGUCGUUUUUGCUAAUUAGCCUAAACUGCUUAACUAAGUUAAAGAUCGACCGAUUCAUUUGUUAAUUUAUUGAAAUUAUUCUCUCAUCUGUCAACUAGCUAAUGACGUAGCUAAAAUAGUUUUCCAAGUGACUCUGCUUUAUGGUAAAAGUGAUAGGUAGCUCAUUAUUAAAUCUUACUUUAUACAUCAGGACUGUAUUGGUACGCGAUAUGUACUAUGUAUGUACAUAAUGCAUAAUCAAACAGCGAUUUAAAUGCCAUGGGAAGAAAACUGUUUGUGUUUGUUGGAAGCAUGUAAUCUGUAGAUGUAGGAAACGGUUCGAUCCGUUUAGUACAUAGGUAACUACCAGUUAGACCAAGCGCCUUUUCUUGUUUUCAGUCGUUCUCAACAAAGUAGGUUUUUUCGUUUGAUAUAAAGAUGUCCCAGUUGCCAGUGCUCCCGCUUCUGAUCAACCUCUGCUUGUCUGUGCUGGGAUGUUUGGCCACAGUAAAGCUCAUUCCAGCUUUCAAAGAGCAUUUCAUUACGGCCAGAUUGUUUGGCAUGGACCUGAAUAAAACCAAGAAAACGGAGAUUCCUGAAUCUCAAGGUGUCAUCAGUGGAACAGUGUUCCUCAUCAUCCUCUUCUGCUUCAUCCCGGUGCCCUUUCUCAGCUGUUUCAUGGGGGAGCAGUGUAAGGCUUUCCCUCAUGAUGAGUUUGUUCAGUUGAUUGGUGCCCUGCUAGCGAUCUGCUGCAUGAUCUUCCUGGGUUUUGCCGAUGAUGUGCUGAACCUCCGUUGGCGCCACAAGCUGCUCCUGCCCACGGUGGCCUCAUUGCCCUUGCUCAUGGUCUACUUCACCAACUUUGGCAACACUCUCAUUGUGGUGCCCAAGCCCUUCCGUGCUCUGCUGGGCAUGCACCUUGACCUGGGGAUCCUGUACUAUGUGUACAUGGGGAUGUUGGCUGUGUUCUGUACCAAUGCCAUCAACAUACUGGCUGGCAUCAAUGGCAUAGAGUCUGGGCAAGCUCUCUUCAUCUCAGGCUCCCUCAUAGUCUUCAACAUGCUGGAGUUGAAUGGUGACUUCAGAGACGACCACAUUUUCUCCCUUUACUUCAUGAUCCCCUUCUUCUUCACCACGCUGGCUCUCUUCUACCACAACUGGUACCCAUCAGCAGUGUUUGUGGGUGACACCUUCUGCUAUUUUGCUGGGAUGACCUUUGCUGUGGUUGGAAUACUGGGCCACUUCAGCAAGACUAUGCUGCUCUUCUUCAUACCUCAAGUGCUUAACUUCCUGUACUCGCUGCCUCAGCUCUUCCACCUGGUUCCCUGCCCACGACACCGUCUGCCCAGACUAAAUCCUGAAACAGGAAAACUGGGCAUGAGCUACUCCAAAUUUAAGAAGAAGGACCUCUGCAAAUUAGGAGCCCUCAUUCUAAAGGUGGCAGAGACAUUAAAGCUUGUAGAUGUGCAGCAAGGCCUAGAGGGAGAUGGAGAGUUUGUACAAUGCAACAACAUGACCCUCAUCAACCUGGUGCUGAAGGUUCUGGGACCCAUGCAUGAAAGAACCCUGACGAGCGUAAUGCUGCUCACACAGGUGCUUGGGAGCGCUGUGGCUUUUGGGAUUCGCUAUCACCUGGUACGUCUCUUCUAUGAUGUGUAAAUGGCAUGGAUGGAAUUCUGAGGGACACCACAACAUCCUCUCUGGGAUUUAGGUUUUAUUCAGUUUGGUAUCUGCCUUUUUAGUUUUUAAGAAUGUACUGAAUUGAAAUCGUAACUUUUUUCCUUUUAUUUUUUUGUUCAAACUUUGAAUGUGAAGGAGCCUCAAAAUUAUGACAAUUUUGAAUUAUAUAUGCAAAAUGGCAUUUAAAAUGCCUACAGACAGAUUAAAUGAACUAGGUUAAAGUAAAUGCAUUAGAUUGUGUUAAUUAAUGGACAGAAAAUGCAUACAUACUUUAUAAACAAGAAGCAGAAAGAAUUUCAAAUCAUGCUCAAGAAAGGAAGAGUAGGCCGAGCUGUAACUGUAGGUCUCCAUCUGAAGGUUCUCUGAAACUUUGUCAUAUGAAACAUUGUUAGAUUAUAUGACAGGUGUCCUCACAGAUGGUUCCUUUGAUGUCAUCCAUGUUGGUUUUCAUACAGCAGACAAGGACUUGCUCUGAUCCUGAAAAUCUAAAGUUCUGUUUUACCCCGAACCCUUAAAGAAAGUGUAGGUGUGACUACUGACCUUGUGCUGGAAUCAUGACCAAACAGUUACAUGAGGCAGCUUCACCUUCCAUGAAGCUUUUCACCUCUGAAUUAUUUCACCUGGUCUCUAGAUGCUAAAACUAUAAGUCAAAUAAAUGAUGUGAUGAAAAGG
Brienomyrus brachyistius is the source of this 2661-nucleotide messenger RNA. It is a transcript of the gene dpagt1, whose product is annotated as dolichyl-phosphate (UDP-N-acetylglucosamine) N-acetylglucosaminephosphotransferase 1 (GlcNAc-1-P transferase). The record is from RefSeq and is a predicted model, not a curated record. Gene Ontology annotation, molecular function: UDP-N-acetylglucosamine-dolichyl-phosphate N-acetylglucosaminephosphotransferase activity. Lineage: Eukaryota; Metazoa; Chordata; Actinopteri; Osteoglossiformes; Mormyridae. Gene Ontology annotation, biological process: protein N-linked glycosylation; dolichol-linked oligosaccharide biosynthetic process. The transcript is spliced from 9 exons. Gene Ontology annotation, cellular component: membrane. The coding region runs from base 748 to 1968 and encodes 406 amino acids.